AAUUUCUUCUCCUUUCUCUUCUCUUUUCUUCCCCUUCCUUAUCCGUGCUUUGGAGCAUUAGUGUUUGAGUCGGAUUGGGUUUAGCUCGAUUGGAAGAGACCAUUAACUUGUUGUUCUUGAAACCCUAACUCCCAAAGUAUAUAUACGAUGUCCCUUCCGCUCAAGAAACAUUGACUGUAGCUGCGCUCUUCAAUCUGAUCUCCCCCACCCUUCGGAAACCCUAGGAUCGUUCUCGUCUGACCUCAAGUAGUAAGUCAAAAAGUUCCUUUUCUCUGUUUGCUUGGUUUAUGGAUAUCUGCAUCUUGUUGGGCUGGCUCGCUAAGCGUUCUGAGUUUGUGUUAUCGGAUUCACUAUUCUUGUAUCAAACUUCUGGUGAUUACAAAUCCGCGGAAACAUGAGUUUCACCAGGUUUUGCCAUGAGAUCCAUGCUUUAUUUUGCUUGGAGAUCAGGAACGAUCUUUCCGGGUUCCUAUCCUUGUGCGUGGCAUUCAAGGGGGUAUUGUUACCGUGGACAGAGAAAAAAGGAAGAACUUUUAAACAUCGGCGAUGAAAAAUUCCAUCUUCGGCAUCGUGAUGGGGUUUGUGGAGAUGAACAAGGUUCCUCCUCUGGGGAUGCCGAAGCAAAAAUGUAUUCCGAGGAAAAUAAGUUUGAAAAAGUGGGUUUGGGGGUAGACAAUGAAGAUAUACAGGAUUUUGUGCGCCUUCCUGAAGAGACCUUUAUUGAUUUCUCACCUGGUGGCACACUCAAGGAAGAUGAUGACAAUGAUGAUGGUCAGAGUCAGCAGUAUGCUCAUUCCAAUCGCCGGAAGAAAUCCGUGGAGGAGAUAAAACAUGAAGCUGAUAGAGUAUUUGAAAUACUACAACAGGAUGGACCGGGCUUCAGUGUCUCAUCAGCCCUAGAUCAGCUGCAACUGAAAGUAUCCAAUUCUUUGAUCAGAGAAGUCCUUCUCCGUAUUCUCGUGAUGCUUAACAAUGCCAACAGUUUGCGGUGUGCAAAGUUGGCUUAUAAGUUCUUUGUUUGGUCAGGUCAGCAGGCAGGCCAUAAGCACAAUUCCAAUAGCUAUAAUCUUAUAAUGAAAGUAUUUUCAGAGGCUAAGGAGUUGAAAGCAAUGUGCAGACUAGCAGAUGAGAUGACAGAUAAGGGCUUGCCAAUCACUGCAUGCACGUUUAACAUAUUAAUUUGCUCUUGUGGAGAGGCUGGGAUGGCCAGGACUGUGGUUGAAAGGUUCAUAAAAUCCAAAAAUUUCAACUACCGACCUUUCAAACAUUCCUUCAAUGCAAUUCUUUAUUCUCUUCUUACCAUGAAUCAGUAUAGGUUGGUGGAGUGGGUUCAUCAAAAGAUGCUGCUGGACGGGUACUCUCCUGAUGUUUUAACCUUUAAUGUCGUUUUGCGAGCUAAAUACAUGUUAGGUAAGUUGGAUCAAUUCCACAGAUUGCUUGAUGAUAUGGGGAAAAAUGGGUUUGCUCCUGACCUCCACACAUAUAAUCUCAUGCUCCAUGUGCUCGGGAGAAGUAACAAACCACUUUCUGCACUCGAACUUUUGAACUAUAUGGAUGAAAUUGGUUGCAAUCCUAGUGUCCUUCAUUUUACCACUCUGAUCGAUGGGCUUAGUCGUGCUGGGAACAUUGAAGCCUGCAGGUACUUUUAUGAUGAGAUGGUUAAGAAGGGGUGUGAUCCAGAUGUAGUUUGUUAUACCGUCAUGAUAACGAGCUAUGUAAUAGCAGGAGAGUUUGAUAAGGGAUAUGAAAUAUUCCAAGAUAUGUUAGCCAGAGGGCAACUACCAAAUGUUUAUACGUACAAUGCCAUUAUCCGUGGGCUUUGCAUCACAGGCAAGUUUGAUGAAGCUUGCACAAUGGUGAAGGAUAUGAAUAGAAGCGGUUGCACUCCGAACUUCUCAGUGUAUAGCAGUUUAGUUGGAAGAUUAAGAAACUCUGGGAAGGUUUCUCAAGCAAAUGAUGUAAUCAAAUAUAUGAUAGAAAGUGGUCACUAUCUUCAUUUAACAAACCGAUUCAAGGGCUAUAAAAGAUGCUAGUAAACAGUUAUGCGGAUAUUCAUUUACAAUCUGUUGAUACCACUAUUUUAAUGCUGCGGUGUCUGCAGUACAAAAGCAAAGGAGUUCAUUCAUAUAUGUUUGUUUUCAUGCUUGAAGAAAUAAUAGAAAGGAGUUCAACCUUACUAUAACAAAGUUUAUUUGCCUUCAGAAUGUUAAAGUCUCUUGUAUCAGCUCAUUGUACAAGCCAUACACUUGCAGCCAGAAGCCAUGUACUAAAGUUUGAAAGCUAUUAUUAUCAAGGAGCAAAGUGUUGCAGGAUCAGCAAGCUGACUUUGAAUGGCCCAAGCCAAUUUCCAAGAAGGAUGAAGCAUCACAUGGAAGCACUAGAAUCUCACAGCAAGUUUGUCCCCCCUCUCUGGUCAAUUUUUCACCAUGAAUGCUUUUGGCUCAUGCUUAUCCAAUUCAAGGAGAGGGGUUUUGUGGUGGUUCCACCAACGCAUCCCUUUCCCACAAACUGCCCUACAAAUUGGUCAAGCAUUUGAAAAGCUGCUUCCCCUUGAGAGUGCUCACACAUGCUUCUCUGACUCAUUUCUUAUCUCAUGUUAUGUAUUAGUAGAUGAUAAAUUUAUCAGUAGAUUUCUUGGCUAUCCUAUCCAAGUGGAUUCACCUAUACACUUUCUAAAAUCCCUUGAAGAACUUUCAAUCAUCCUUCUUGAUGAACUUUAAUGUUUAGAUCCACUAGAUAAACUUGUUGACACUGUGGUUUGACAUUUUAUUAGUUAACUUUAAUAAUCAUUUUAUUAAUUA
Messenger RNA from Zingiber officinale, 2801 nucleotides. RefSeq names its product pentatricopeptide repeat-containing protein At1g55630-like. Gene Ontology annotation, molecular function: protein binding. Lineage: Eukaryota; Viridiplantae; Streptophyta; Magnoliopsida; Zingiberales; Zingiberaceae. The transcript is spliced from 2 exons. The record is from RefSeq and is a predicted model, not a curated record. Bases 417 to 2033 code for a protein of 538 amino acids.